UAAUGAUCAUAUUAUUUAUAUUCAUAGGGAUAGUGAAAUCAGAUAGCCCAGGAACAAUCCUUUGCAAUACAUAUUUUUCAGAGCAAUUAUGUGAAGAUCCUGGAUAUUGUUAAUGGGAUGGAUCAAUUUGUUAACCUUAUACUUAAAAUACAGAUUGUUAUAGAAUAGAUGAGGCUGGGGCUUGUCGAGAGAAUGGAAUUUAUUCAUCAUUAGGCGGAUCAGGAUUAUGUGAACCUUUGGAUGUAUUAGAGAACGAUUACAAAAAUGUUUGUGGUAUCACAAAUAUAGUUGAUGAUGAGUUUAUUCGAUAUCCAAUUAUAAAAACUGGAUUUUCUACUCAUUCUUUAUCAGGUUUAACAGUUACAUAAUUAAAAAUAUCAGCACCUUAAUAUAAUUAUAUAUAUUAAGUGUUAAGUGUAAAUUUAUAGAUAGCAAAAAACCCAGAUUUACAAGCAAUUUUAGAUUUAUAUAAAACAUACGAGGCAGAAUUAUUAAAGAAUUCUAUUCAUCCAUAUUAAAUAGAGAAACCUUUGGUUUAGACUUUAUAAAAUUUAAGAGAUGAUACAGUAACUUUAUUGCCAGAUAAACAAAACACUUUUAAAAAGUUUUGGAUAUUAGCGGAAAUUUAUCUCAAGAGAUUGUAAACCCAUAAGCAGAACUAUUAAUCUUACAAUUAUUUUUUAAAUUUUUUGUAAGUACCUUUUUCUAGACUUUUUUUGACUUUACAUAAAAAAAGCCAUAUAAUAACAAUAAGUUGGACUAAAUAUAAGAAAAAUGGAUUGAUAUAACUUAUAUCUUAUUCUCCUAAAAUAGUAGGAAUAACAAAUGCUUUGAGUGAUGUGAUUUUUUUAAAUAUUUUGAGUUUGGAGGGAACUGUAUAUAUGGAUAUCGAAGAUAUGAAAGUUUCAUACAUAUAGAAAUCUGGUACAUUAAGUAAUGUAGUGAGAAAGAUGAAGUUUAUCAGUGAUAAAACAUAAAUUCCUCAUAUAUUUGAGACAAAUGUUAUAAAUUCUGCAGUAUGCAAUUCAGUUAUGAGAGAAUGUGAAUAUAGUCUACAGUCCCCUCUUUAACAAGGCACAUUUGCGUUUUAUUUAGAGUAAUGAGGAAAAAAUGAUUUUUUAUUUGAUUUUAUAUAAUUCAUACAUUGCGAU
This is a messenger RNA of Paramecium sonneborni, 1151 nucleotides long. Lineage: Eukaryota; Ciliophora; Oligohymenophorea; Peniculida; Parameciidae. The record is from the annotation of a GenBank genome assembly.